AUGCUACCACCAACGGCUAUGCAUUUGGAACAGAAAACCAGUACCGAAAAAGUAACAGGUACAGAACAACAAUACCAUCAUCAGUAUCAUAAUCACUACUAUCAUGAUCAACAUCAUCACCAUCGACAUCCACAGAAGCAGGAAGAUUAUCAUUCCGGUGGUCGUCGUAGUCGUCGCCAUCGUCGUCGCAGUAACGAUAAUCAUCACCAUCACCACCACCAUCACCACCACCACCAUCAUCAGCAGCACAAACAUCAUCAACAUAAUCAUCAAAACGAUCAUCAGCAACGGUUUCAUCGACGUCAUUCACGAGACACAGACUGUCAUCGCACCGUAUCACCAUUGCCCUCGUUAGCGAUACCGUGUAACGACAAUUCAGCUUCAUCCCAACAUACAAAUAUGUUUGCAGCAGGAAGGGAACGGUUUCCUUCGUCGAGUAGUACAGACGACGACCAAAGUGGUUCCGAUACGGAACAGGAUUCGAACGCGUUGCGUGGUAAAGUCCACUCCGGAGUACUUCAUCACUCGGGUACGCAUUCUGUGAGAAAACGACGAGGUAACUUGCCGAAGCAUUCGGUGAAAAUUCUGAAACGAUGGCUUUACGAGCACAGAUACAAUGCUUAUCCGAGCGACAGCGAGAAGAUCACGCUGAGUCAAGAAGCGAAUCUCACGGUUUUGCAGGUUUGCAAUUGGUUCAUAAACGCUAGGCGGCGAAUAUUACCGGAAAUGAUACGAAGGGAGGGCCACGAUCCUCUACAGUACACGAUAUCUCGUCGUGGUAAGAAAAUGCCAGCAGGAAGCCAUCAACAGUCGUCGAGUCUUGGCUCAAGAACUAACCAAAAUUGGGAUUCGUUGGCUGGAAUGAGUGCCCCGAAACGGAGCAGAGAUCACGACUACGAAGAUCCUUCUGGAUUAAUGUACCGAAGCGAAGAGGAUAGUCCGAACGAUUACGAGAGUAGCUCGCACAGCGAGGAAGAGCGUCCGACGACUCAAUGGCCCAGCGGAAUAGUUUACCCUUACUCAGCUUACGAGGAGACGAUUGCCCAUCCCGCGCGACGAGGAGACGAAGACGAAUCUUCGGUGAGAAACGAAGCGCCGUAUUGGAGCGCACCUAGGCAGCAUCUCAUUCAAACUCCCGACGUGCAACACGAAACGGAAGUGUAUAGUACGCGUAACGCUCAUAGUCCACAUACGGACGAGACUCCGCCACCGACGCCACCGGAGGAAGAUAAAGACAAGUUCAAGUGUCUCUACUUACUGGUCGAAGCAGCUGUUGCCGUGCGACAACAGGAAAAGGAACGCGAGGGAGCCGUACCGGUUUAACAAGA
Molecule: messenger RNA, 1328 nt
Organism: Dufourea novaeangliae
Lineage: Eukaryota; Metazoa; Arthropoda; Insecta; Hymenoptera; Halictidae
Product: homeobox protein AKR-like
Biological process (GO): regulation of transcription by RNA polymerase II
Molecular function (GO): RNA polymerase II cis-regulatory region sequence-specific DNA binding; DNA-binding transcription factor activity, RNA polymerase II-specific
Source: RefSeq, a predicted model, not a curated record